Messenger RNA from Meloidogyne enterolobii, 378 nucleotides. NCBI's taxonomy places the organism in Eukaryota, Metazoa, Nematoda, Chromadorea, Rhabditida, Meloidogynidae. The record is from the annotation of a GenBank genome assembly.
AUGCGCCUUCGUCUUCGACAAAACAAACCUUUACACGAAUAUUUUGAUAAAAUUGUUGAACAAAUGCCUAACAAAGAAUGCCUGGUAGAAGUUGAAAGUGGAAGGAAAAUGACUUUUUUGGAAUUUGAUCAACAUUCUAAUAAAUUUGCAAAUUUUUUUCAGAAUUGCCAUAUUGGAUUUGAAAGUGGGGAUGUAAUUUCUCUUUUUAUGGAAAAUGGAAUUGAUUUUUUCGCUUCGCGGUUUGGUCUUUCAAAAAUUGGAAUUAUAACUGCUUGGAUUAAUACAAAUUUAAAAUCAGAGCCUUUAGCUCAUUCUAUUAGAGUGGCAAAUUGUAAAGCUAUUUUAACUACAAGGACAUUAUUUCCAGGUUUUUUUUAG